AUGGACGCGUUUGUGACGCGCAAGAGGAAGCGGGAUGAGGGGGUGGUGAAGCCUGCGGUUGCGAGUAUGCGUGUGGAGUCCGGGGAAGAGGAGGAAUCAACGGAUUUCAAACUGGCGAUAUUGGCAUCUUUACAUGCAGACAUUGAUGAAGCAGCUCUGCUUGAAGCCCUGCUCGCAGCAGACGGAUCAGUCGAGCAGGCAUCAGAGUACCUGGCACAAUCUUCGAGAUCGCCUGUGAGAAAGCGGCCUGCAACAACCACAGUCGGAUAUCAAUCGUCAUUGACCUCGUACCGGAUUGCCCCGCCAAACGGCACGUUGGCGAAGAAGUCUGUAGUGAAAAAAGGCAAAACACUGUUUCUGUAUAGCCCAGAAGACAUUGAAACACAUACACCAUGCUCCAUUAUCCACAACUUUCUCCCAACGAAACAAGCCGAUGCACUACUCGUGGAGUUACUCGCGGAAUCAUCCACAUACCAACGGUUUGAAUUCAAGCUCUUCGAUAGAGUAGUCCAGAGUCCACAUACAUACGCAUUCUACGUCAAUAGUCUCGAAGAAGUCGAAAGACAAAAGACGGAAUAUGUCUACGACGGGCGACAAAUAGAUAACGUCCGUCAAAGCCCCCCCUCCCUCCUCGCCGCCCUCCCCGCCGUCCAACACACCGUAAACACCGAAAUCCAACGUCGAAUCCGCACUUUCUACCCCAAUGCCCAAAAACUCCCCCACCAAUCCCCUCACCCCUGGCACCCAAACACCGCCUUUGUAAACUGCUACGACGGCCCCCACCAAAGCGUCGGCUACCACGCCGACCAACUCACCUACCUCGGUCCCCGCCCCGUAAUCGGCAGCCUGAGCCUAGGCGUCGCCCGCGAAUUUCGCGUGCGGAGAAUCGUUGCGCAAGACGACUCCUCGUCAGACGGAGAGAUGGGCGAUGCCCAAGGCCAAAUCAGUAUCCAUCUCCCGCAUAACUCCUUACUAGUAAUGCACGCAGAGAUGCAGGAGGAGUGGAAACAUAGUAUCGCGCCCGCCCAGGCGAUCGAUCCGCAUCCGCUGGCGGGGAAUAAAAGGAUUAAUGUUACCUAUCGCUGGUACAGGGAGAGUUUGCAUCCAAAGUACACCCCGAGGUGCAGAUGUGGGGUGCCGACGGUGCUGAGGUGCGCGAUGAGGAGGAGGGAGUCGAGGGGCCGCUAUAUGUGGAUGUGUCAUGCGGGGUUUGUGCCGGGGAAGGAGAGGUGUGGGUUUUUUGCUUGGGCGGAGUUUAAUGGGGAUGGGGAACCGGUGUGGGCUGAGAAGAGCAAGGGGAAAGAGGGUGAUUGA
This is a messenger RNA of Bipolaris oryzae ATCC 44560, 1314 nucleotides long. RefSeq lists its product as uncharacterized. The coding region runs from base 1 to 1314 and encodes 437 amino acids. Gene Ontology annotation, cellular component: nucleus. NCBI's taxonomy places the organism in Eukaryota, Fungi, Ascomycota, Dothideomycetes, Pleosporales, Pleosporaceae. The record is from RefSeq and is a predicted model, not a curated record. Gene Ontology annotation, biological process: DNA repair; DNA alkylation repair. Gene Ontology annotation, molecular function: zinc ion binding; dioxygenase activity. The transcript is spliced from 2 exons.